This is a messenger RNA of Entamoeba invadens IP1, 1008 nucleotides long. RefSeq lists its product as hypothetical. NCBI's taxonomy places the organism in Eukaryota, Evosea, Mastigamoebida, Endamoebidae. The transcript is spliced from 2 exons. The coding region runs from base 1 to 1008 and encodes 335 amino acids. The record is from RefSeq and is a predicted model, not a curated record.
AUGAGCGGUUUAAUUUCGUAUUUUUGGGGCAAUACAACAGACGAAGUCCCAGAGGAAGCUUAUCGCCGUAUUCAGCAACUCCCAAUGAGUCAUCUUUCCUAUUACCCCGUCGUUGUAUCAAAAGAGCUGAUGGCUUAUUUUAAGAAAACUGAAAUAAAGGUGCAACCCUACUCCCCGACACAUAGUGUCGACACAUUCUUUUUUAAGACGUCUGCUACAACUCCUAUUGAACGUGUUCAGGCUUUGGCAGAAGCAUUCAAGAAUACUCUUCCGGUUGUGUAUUGGACAGACAUUCAGAUCGACGAAAGAGCUCCAGCGGAGUUUUACUCAAUUUAUCUCCCAAUGGCACUGAAAAACAAAUUCAACACAGAUUUUGUUAUUCAACACGGGAAAGUCAUCUGGGAUUCCACUCUUGCAAUCUCAAAAAUUGACGUUGACAAACUGAUUUCCCAAAAACGAACGACAUUCCCCAAUCUCGUUCUGCCACUUUCGUUUUUCAAAUCGAAAAACUCAAAGAGCGUCGAAACUGUUUCUGAUGGUCUUUUUGAUGAAAAGAGCUUCACAUCGAAAAUCUCGUUUUCUAUUGAACCGUCCCCGAUCUCAAAAUUCGUCCUUUCCAAGUUUGAGAAGUGUGUGGAACGCGAGAUGAGAAAUAAUCUCGUCUGGCCUCAGGACGAACGAAUCUCAAAGGGAAAUUUUGAGAAGGGCGAUAAACAAGUAGUUUUCUUUACUAUAAACGAAAAGUCAAAAAAAUUCUUUUUGGAAAAAUACGACGCACUUGUUCGACAAAUUUUGGAGUCCGUUGUCAACACAACACUCACAACAAAAGACGCAAUCGAGUGUUGUAAAAGAUUUAAUUUGAAGACUUCUAAGAGAGUUGCGGCUGUCAGAUUAGCAAAAUCACAGGAAGGAUGCGCAGUUAAGAUGAUGUACUGUGUACCAGAAAACCGCAAGUUUUAUUUGGAGAUGUUUGCUGCGAUUGAAAAAGACUUGAAACAGGUUCAGUAA